Centropristis striata (black sea bass) is the source of this 1563-nucleotide messenger RNA. It is a transcript of the gene idi1, whose product is annotated as isopentenyl-diphosphate delta isomerase 1. Gene Ontology annotation, biological process: isopentenyl diphosphate biosynthetic process; isoprenoid biosynthetic process. The transcript is spliced from 7 exons. Lineage: Eukaryota; Metazoa; Chordata; Actinopteri; Perciformes; Serranidae. The coding region runs from base 132 to 998 and encodes 288 amino acids. The record is from RefSeq and is a predicted model, not a curated record. Gene Ontology annotation, cellular component: cytoplasm. Gene Ontology annotation, molecular function: isopentenyl-diphosphate delta-isomerase activity.
GCGAGCUCAGACGCUGGGAGUAAAGCUAGGUGGCUCCACCAGAGUACACGGCUCUAAAACACCGUCGUAAACAAACGCAAAUACGUCAGCAGACGAGGUUUAUCUACGUGAAGCAGACACGUUGUUCUGCCAUGGUGCGGGCUGUGUGGGCGGUGCUCCGGAUGGUGUCCUGCGAGGGAGCAGCUGUGCUGAAAUCAAACGUACCCGGAGCUGGCAGAGCUGCUGCAUCACGGCACAGACCUAUUUACACAGCUAUCCCUUCCUACUGCAGAGCUAUAUCAAGUCAGGUGAGACACUUACAGUCUGCAAUCAGAAUGCCAGAGAUAACUACAGAUCACCUGGACGAGAAGCAGGUGCAGCUGCUGGCUGAGAUGUGCAUCCUCAUCGACGAGAACGACCAGAAGAUUGGAGCGGACACCAAGAAAAACUGCCACCUCAACUCCAACAUUGACAAAGGUUUAUUACACAGAGCUUUCAGCGUGUUCAUUUUCAACAGUGAAGAGAAGCUGCUCUUACAACAGAGGUCGGACGCCAAAAUCACUUUUCCAGGCUGUUUCACAAACACAUGCUGCAGUCACCCUCUGCACACAGACAGUGAGCUGGAGGAGCAGGAGGCGAUAGGAGUGAGGAGAGCUGCUCAGAGGAGGCUCAAAGCUGAGCUGGGUAUCCCCAUGGAGCAGGUGACUCCAGAUGAAAUGACGUACCUGACAAGGAUCCACUACAAGGCCCAGUCGGAUGGUGUGUGGGGAGAACAUGAGAUUGACUACAUCCUCUUCAUGCAGAAGGAUGUGGAGUUGAGUCCAGACCCAAAUGAGAUUCAAAGCCACUGCUACGUGAGCAAGGAGGAGCUGCAGGAGAUGUUAGAGAAGGCCAAGCGCAAAGAACUGGAGAUCACACCCUGGUUCAGCCUCAUCGCAGAGACCUUCCUCUUCCAGUGGUGGGACAACCUGCACAACCUCAAGCAGUUCAUGGAUCACAACAACAUCCACCGCAUGUAGCUUAAACCAGCAUCAGGCUCCAUCUUCACUCAUUUCAAACCUGAACCGGCGGAGAGUCUCCAGACCCCUGGGACUCUGAAAAAUAAGCAUCACUGGCUCCUUGCCAAGGUAGUAGUAAGCGUAGGAGUACAUCAAAAAAAAGGAAGAGGAGAAUGUUUAAGUCUUGCUGUUUCAUAGUGGGUUUGUAGAUCUGAGGUGCAUUAAUCUGCACAUGAUGCAAGCAGGGCUGGACUCUUAGUUUAAGUAUUUACAGAUCAUAAACAUCAGGUGAUCAGUCCUGAUAAACUGCACACUGGAGCUAGACUGAACAGAAGUAAAGACAUUUAACAUCUUAUUUUAUUAGGAAGAAUUGCAGUGUUUUUCUUGACAACUUGAUGAAGAGAAUAGCCUAUUUUUAUAUAAAACUUAAAGUGCCUGAGUACAGGUCUUAAGGUUAAGAUGAAUAGUGUCUCAAAAUACUGAAUUAAUGUCACAAGAACUUCUGUCACUUCUGUAUAUAGUCUGCAAUCAUGUCAGUGAACAAACUGUCUUUGCACUCUUUUACACAAUAAAGUGUUUAAUUGUG